GGUUGCCAUUGCUCAAGCUUAACCAUAGCAUUUGCUUACUUGUUCUUGGAUUAGUUGCUUCACUUCACUCUUUCAAUCUCGAUACCUUCCUUUCUCUUGAAGAAGUUGUUAACAUAGACUCUCCUCAAGAAGUUGUUUUCAGAAGCUAUGUCACUCGGAGAGGCCUUUAUUUCUGGAUUCCUUCAAAUGCUGCUUGAAAGGUUGACAUCACGUGAGACACUGAGCUACUUUAGGCGCUUACUAGGAGUUGGAAAAGAGCUGGACAAAUGGAAUUCGAUGUUGUCAGAUAUUCGAGCUGUGCUUAAUGACGCGGAGGAUAAACAAUUGACGAGCCAAGCAGUGAAAUUGUGGUUAGAUGGUCUCAGAUGCUUGGCUUAUGAUGUGGAAGACAUAUUGGACAAGUUUUCAACCGAAAUGUUGCGGCGCCAAAUAAAGGAGAAACAUUGGGCUACUACAAGCAAGGUAUGGUGUUUGUUUUCUGAUGUGAAAUUUAAUUGUAACAUGAACUCGGAAAUAAAGAAAAUUACUGGUCAAAUAGAUGAGAUAUUAGAACGGAAAAACCAACUUGGUUUAAAUGUGGUGACAUCGUCUACUAAGUCAUGGCAUAUGCCACCAAGUUCCUAUCUACCAGAAGGACCAGUGAUUGGAAGGGAUGCAGACAAGAGGAAAAUUACUGACUUGCUGUUGAAAGAAGCACCUCAUACCGUUAACUUUCAUGUAGUUAGCAUUGUUGGUAUGGCUGGGGUGGGAAAGACAACACUUGCAAGACAUGUUUUUUAUGAUGAUGCAAUGAAAGAUUUUAACCCAAAAAUAUGGGUAUCUGUGUCGGAUGACUUCAAUCUUGAAAGAGUGACAAAGGCAAUUCUUGAAUCAGCCACAUCUGGUCCGAUGGCCGAAUUCAAGGAAUUCAACAAGGUUCAAGAAAGUUUGAGUAAGGAAUUAAGUGGCAAAAAGUUUCUAAUUGUUCUAGACGAUGUCUGGAAUACAUGUGUCUAUGAUUUGUGCACAAAAUUACAGUCUCCUUUUCGUGUUGGAGCAUUAGGAAGUAAGAUAGUUGUGACAACACGUGAUGCAAAUGUUGCAAAAAUGAUGGGUUCAACUAUCUAUCAAUUGGAUUGCAUAUCAGAUGAUCAAUGUUGGAAAGUCUUUGAGCAUCAUUCCCUCUUGGACAUUACCAAUAAUAGGCCGCAAAAUUUUGAGUUGGUUAAGAAGAAAAUUGUUGCAAAAUGCAGCGGAUUGCCCUUGGCUGCAAGGACUCUCGGUGGUUUUCUAUGCUGUAAACAAGUAGGAGAAUGGGAGGAAAUCUUAAACAACAAGAUGUGAAGUCUAUCAGAUGAUAGUGGCAUUCUCCCAGUAUUAAAGUUGAGCUAUCACUAUCUCCCUUUGAGUUUGAAACGAUGCUUUGCCUAUUGUUCCCUACUUCCGAAUGACUAUGAAUUUGGGGAGAAGCAGUUGAUCCUUCUAUGGGUUGCAGAGGGUUUGGUUCAACAACGACCAGAGGACAAGAAACAAUUUGAAGAUACAGGUAAUGAUUAUUUUCAAGAGCUAUUGUCUAGGUCGUUAUUUCAAAAGGCAAGCAAAGGCAAUGACAAAUAUGUAAUGCAUGACCUUGUUGGUGAGUUGGCACGGUGGGCUGCAGCUGAAAUAUGCUUUUCACUGGAGGAUAAGGGAAAUGAUGACUUACAACUUAAACCAUUUCCGAUGGCUCGUAAUAUGUCUUAUGUCAGUGGUGAGUAUGAUGGUGUUAAAAAAUUUGAGGCCAUCUCUAGAGUUAAACAUUUGAGGACAUUCCUACUACUUUCACAAUCUGAUGGAAACAAUCUAACUCGUAGGGUUACAUUUGAUCUAUUGCCAAAAUUGUGAAUCUUACGAGUGCUUUCACUGAAUGGCUAUGAAAUAACUGAGCUGGCCAAUGCAAUUGGUAAAUUGUGGAAUCUACGGUAUCUUGACCUUUCUUACACACAAAUAAAGAAUUUGCCUACAUCAAUAACAACUCUUUGCAAUUUGCAGACAUUGUUAUUAGAAAAUUGUUAUAAUUUGAAGGUAUUACCUGUAGACAUGAGUAAUCUAAUUACUUUGCGACAUCUCCACAUUUCCAAAAUAUAUUUGUUGGAAGGAAUGCCUCCGCAUUUAGGUAGACUGACGAAUUUGCAAUCCUUGCCGUAUUUUGUGGUGGGUAAAGGUAGUGAUCAGUCUGGGAUAAGAGAGAUAGGGUCCCUAUUGCAUCUUUGAUUGACAUUGUGCCUCUCAGGAUUGGAGAACGUGAAGGACGGUGAGGAUGCUAGCAGUGCCAAUUUGAUAGGCAAGGAAAGGCUUGAUUCAUUGGAGCUGAAAUGGUCUUAUUUGAGCAGAUCGAGAGAAAUGGAGUUGGGCGUGCUUGACAUGUUACAACCUCCUAAAAAUCUAAAAGAGCUCACCAUCCACUGUUAUGCUGGAUUGAAAUUUUCAUCGUGGAUUAGAGAUCCUCUGUUCUCUAACAUGGUGCGUGUGAGCUUAUACAAUUGUACUAAUUGUCAUCUCUUGCCACCAGUUGGACAGUUGCCUUGCCUUAAAGAACUUUAUAUCAGUGGAAUGUCUGCAGUGGAAGUUGUUGGUCCCGAAUUCUAUGGAGAAGGUAGCUUGCCCUUUCGAGUGUUAGAGAUUCUCAAGUUGUCGGAUAUGAAGCACUGGGAGAAAUGGCUGCCUUUUGAUCAGGAUAUGGAAAGUGGUGUUUUCCCUGGCCUAAAAUUUCUUUCAAUCCAAAUGUGCCCUAAGCCGGGGGGUAAGUUGCCGAAGAAACUUAAUUCGUUAACAACACUUGAGAUUGUUAGAUGCGAGGAAUUGGUGGUUGCAAUUGCCAACCAUGAACAAGUGAGAGAAUUAAAGAUUGACGGUUGCAAAGCGCCGGUACAUUCAACAACUGAGGUUGACUUGAAGUUAUUAGAGACCUUGUGCCUCUCAAAUAUUUUGGAGCUGCGGUUGCAAGCAGGGGGAUUUACGAAAGGAUUAGGCAAGAUUAAGGAGUUGACGAUUCUCAGUUGUCAGGAGCUGACGUCUUCAUUGAAAAAUGAGGAUAGAUGUUUCCCUCACCUGAUUUCUCUUGUUCGUUUGGUUGUUGGAGACAACUCUGCCCUUGUUGAAGAUCUUGGAAAAGAAUUGGAGGGGUUGCUGAAGGUUCCAAUAUUAGCUUGUAAGCUUGAAUAUCUGGAAAUAAACAAAUGCGAACGUCUUUCGAAGCUGCCAAAGGGGUUGCAUCAAUUGUCAUCUCUUCAGGAGCUUCACAUAUGGCAAUGUUCACGUCUAGUUUCUUUUCCAGAUGUUGGCCUGCCACCUUCUCUUAGAGUCUUGAAGAUCACGGAAUGCGACUCUCUGGUGUAUGUUUCAAAAUAUCAAAUUCCCCGAAAUCUGAAAAAAAUACAUAUAUCGUGGUGUGGAAGUUUGAAAUCAUUAGUGGAGGAGGAGGAGCUUGUUGGUUCUUCUUCGUCUUCUUUUUCUCUUUCUCUUGAGCACUUGGAGAUAUCUGUUUGUCCAUCUCUGACAUCGUUAUCAUUGAGAGGCCAGCUUUACACGGCGCUUAAGCACCUUGAGAUAUUCACCAGUGACCAGCUAGAGUUAAUAGCACCAGAUGGGUUCUUCCGCGACAAUGCUCUUUGAAUAUAUUAGUAUUGGCAGUUGUCAAAAUCUGAAAUCCUUGUUAGAGGGCCUAUGCCACCUCUCCAAUCUUCAAGCUUUUGUGGUUUCCAACUGUGGAAGUCUUGUUUCCAAGCCGAGACUGAGUUGAGGGAGAAGAGCCUCCAAUCUUAAAGAGAUCAGAAUCACCGGCUGCGAAAAAUUGGUGGUAUUACCGGAAGACAUUCACAAUCUCGCCUCUCUUCAGGAAUUGGAGAUUGACUACUUGGAAGGUUUGACUUCCUUUCCCCCCAACCUGACUUCACUUCAAGUUUAUGAAGUCAAGAGUUGUAAGAAGCUCUGGGAGUGGGGAUUGCACAAACUCACCUCUCUCAAAAAGUUGUUGAUCCAAAGUGAAGAUCCAGACGUGGUGUCGUUUCCGCCCCACGGGAAGGAGGAGAUGCUGCUCCCCAAAUCUCUCACUGAGCUCACAGUUUCUGGCUUCCCAAAUCUGAAGAAAUUCAGCAAGAGCAUUCACUUCCUCACCUCUCUUCAGACUCUGAAGCUCCAUGAUUGCCCAAAGCUAGCAUCCAUUCCAGAGCAGGGCUUGCCUCUUUCCCUUGAGCAGUUUACGAUCGACGAGUGUCCCCUACUAGAAGAGAGAUGUCAACCUGGAAAAGGACGAUACUGGCCCAAAAUAUCCCACAUUCCUUGCCUGGACAUAUAGAUCAUACGACGGUCUGAAGCUCCAGCUGAUCGAGCGGCCUGGUCCUUGGUGCGUACGUGCGUGACACAUGACAUGAACCAGUUCUGGCACAAGUCCAGAAUCGAGCUUAUGAAGGCACUAUGGGUAAGUAACUUUCUGAUAACCUCCUCCCACAGAGAGAAGAAAG
This is a messenger RNA of Pyrus x bretschneideri (Chinese white pear), 4481 nucleotides long. Its product is annotated as putative disease resistance RPP13-like protein 1. The coding region runs from base 2362 to 3633 and encodes 423 amino acids. Lineage: Eukaryota; Viridiplantae; Streptophyta; Magnoliopsida; Rosales; Rosaceae. The record is from RefSeq and is a predicted model, not a curated record. The transcript has 2 exons.